Messenger RNA from Uranotaenia lowii, 928 nucleotides. RefSeq names its product 39S ribosomal protein L10, mitochondrial (gene mRpL10). Gene Ontology annotation, molecular function: structural constituent of ribosome. Gene Ontology annotation, biological process: translation. NCBI's taxonomy places the organism in Eukaryota, Metazoa, Arthropoda, Insecta, Diptera, Culicidae. The transcript has 2 exons. The record is from RefSeq and is a predicted model, not a curated record. Gene Ontology annotation, cellular component: mitochondrial large ribosomal subunit. The coding region runs from base 134 to 871 and encodes 245 amino acids.
UGGAACUAACCGUGGGUGGCAAUUUGACAGCCCGCAUCGUCAAACAAAACAGCCGCAUGCAUGUUUUUGUUAUGAUUUUUCAGUCCGGUCGGUAAAUUUGGUAAUUGUUUUACGCAAGAGAUUCGAUUAAACGAUGUCCAAUUUGUUUCAGAAAGCUUUACUGCAGUCGCGUUUGCCGCUGGUCUGUUUUAAACGCUUCCGAGGGAAAAUAAACAUUCAACGUCCCCGUGCACCACAUUACGAAAGGGCUCGCGUUCUGGAACUCGUCAAACCGGUCUACAAGCUACCCGAUUUCAAUGCUCCCUGUUUGGAGGAAAAUGCCGCCAAGGCAAUCCAGAAGGUGGACAAUCCCUACGAAACGAUCAUUGCCCGGGAAGUCCGGAACUGGCUAGAGCACAGUAAAAUGGUUGCAUUCAUCCACCUGAACUCGAUCAAACAGGAAGAUUUUUUCAAAGUGCAGGUUGCACUGCAUCGGUAUCAAAUGAAGGUUAAAAUGUACAGCAAAUCAGUCAUUAAACUUGCUGUUGAUGGAACCAAAUUCGAAGCUAUUAAGCCCCUGUUUGAUACCAAAACGGUUCUAAUAUUCUGUCCAGAUGAGAGCAAAAUUAAACAGCUGCUGAAUGUGCUCAAGAAAACACCACAGUUUAUACUGAUUGCCGGAAUCGCACACGGUCGGUUUAUGAGCAAAAAUGAGUUCGUCGACUUCGCGUCAAUGCCGGAUUUGACCACGACUCGGGCGCAGUUGGCGGCGGUUUUGGACAGCGCCGGAGCCAAGGUUGUGAGCGAUUUGGAGAGUCAUCAAAACCAAAUUGUCGGUAUGCUGGAGGCGUACAUGCGGCAACAAGAUGAGGGAAGUAGUGAUAAAAGUUAAAUUUAUUUUGCGCUAGAUUGAAUGUUUUAGUGAAUAAAAUGAACAAUUAAAACUACA